GAUGAACCGGUUAGCUCUGAUAUUUUGGAAUCCUGGAACAAGUUUAUUAACAAUUUAAGUUUUUUAUCAGAUCUACAGAUCCCGCGAUUAACGCUAUGCGAAGCUCCUAGUUAUAUAGAAAUACAUACCUUUAGUGAUGCUUCCCAAGUCGCUUACGGUGCAUGUGUGUACCUGCGGUCACACAACUUAGCUGGUGAUGUAAAGGUUAACUUACUGUGUGCUAAGUCUAAGGUGGCGCCGUUGAAGCCGACGACAAUACCGCGUCUGGAGCUUUGUGCUGCUCUGUUGGCUGCAAAAUUGUGCAAGACAGUUACCAGUUCUCUACGAUGUGAGGUUGAUCGUAUCAUUUAUUGGUGCGAUUCUAGCGUUGUCCUCAGCUGGUUGAAUGGUAAUUCUGCAAAGCUAAAAACAUUUGUAGCAAAUAGGGUUGCCGAGAUUAAUGAACUUACCGAUAGUUCGUCGUGGCGUUAUGUGCCGACUGAUCAGAAUCCAGCUGACCUGAUCUCAAGAGGCGUAAGUCCAGAUCAAAUUACCAAUCUUAAUUUGUGGUGGUCAGGUCCAAAAUUUCUAAUACAGCCUGAAUCUGAUUGGCCCUAUUUAAAUAAAUUAAUAAAUGAAACAGACUUACCUGAGAUGAAAUCCACUUCCGCUGUUGUCCAGGAACCUGUAACAGAAAUUCUAAAAAUAGAUAAAUUUUCAUCGUUUUUAAAAUUAAGACGCAUAUUUGCGUAUGUAAAUAGAUUUAUACAUAAUAUUAGACAUAAAAAUCCUAAAGAUAAAUUAUUUGGUAAAUUUAGUGUUACUGAAUUAGAAUCAUCCUUUACUAGCCUAUGUAAAAUUGCUCAGCAAACUUCAUUUGCUGUAGAGUACAAUAUUUUGUUAAAAAAUAAAAAUUUAAGUAGCAAAUCAUCUCUCUUGUCACUUUCACCCUUUUUGGAUGAUGACAAGGUGAUGAGAGUCGGUGGUAGAAUAGAAUUAUCAAAUUAUAAUUAUACUAAAAAACAUCCCAUACUUUUACACGCCUCUCAUCCACUCACCAAAUUAUAUUUCAAACAUGAACACUUACGGAACAUGCAUGCCGGGCCUCAACUGUUGCUGGCCUGUGUAAGAGAAACUGUGUGGCCUAUAAACGGUAGGCACUUGGCCCGCCGCACAGUACAUGCCUGUGUCAGAUGUAGACGUAUUCAAGGUAAAACAUUAACUCCCAUGAUGGGAAACUUACCUGCACAGCGCAUCACACCUGAUUUUCCAUUUCGUACUGUUGGCGUUGACUUCGCUGGUCCGUUCCUCACGCUAAAUAGAAAGGGUCGAGGUGCACGAUUAACUAAAACCUAUUUAUGUUUGUUUGUAUGUUUUCGCUAUAAAUGUGUGCACCUGGAAGCCGUCAGUGAUUUGUCCAAAGACGCUUUUAUUAUGACAUUACGCAGAUUUAUAUCGCGACGGGGCAAGCCAGCGGAGAUAUUUUGCGAUAACGGCCGCAACUUUGUUGCAGCUGCUAAGGAAAUAGGCAAUUUUCUUAAAACCAAUCAUGAGCCUGUAGUUGAUUUUGCUACCAAUGAAGGUGUGAAGUUUGUGUUCUCUCCCACGUAUGCUCCACAUUUCGGCGGCAUCUGGGAGGCUGGCGUUAAAUCCGCGAAAUACCACUUAAAACGCGUUAUGGGAAACAAUCAUUUAACAUUUGAGGAGAUAUGUACCCUUUUCACACAAGUGGAAGCUGUGCUCAACAGUAGACCUUUAUGCCCACUCUCCCCUUCCCCUAACGAUUACCAUUUCCUAACUCCCGGUCACUUUCUGAUAGGGCGUGCCUUAAAUGCAUUGCCUGGUCCAUCGCUCGAGCACGAGAACCAGAACAACCUUCAACGCUACAUGAAGCUUGAACAAAUACAUCAACAUUUUUGGCAGCGCUGGCAAAGGGAAUAUGUAGCAGAGCUACAGCAGCGCUCAAAAUGGCGUACUAAAUCAGCAUCCCUAAAGGUCGGCGACUUAGUUCUUCUCCAUGAGGAUAAUGUCCCACCACUCAGUUGGCGAAUGGGACGAGUCAGCCGCCUGUUCCCGGGGACCGACGGAGUCACGCGAGUCGCAGAUGUGCAAACUACCAGAGGUUGCUUCAGGAGACCUCUCACUCGGAUCUGUCCCUUGCCUACAUCUUUACCGGAUGAAGACUGAUGUAGUUGAAAGGAGUCUUUCAACGGGGGGGAAGAUGUCUGCGCCAUACCUACGCCUAGUGAUUUUUAAUAGCAACAAGUUACACUUUGACGUGAUACUAUCAAAUAAUUAUUUUUUUGUUUUACGUUCACCCGCAAACUUUUUAUAUUACUCACUUCUAUAUUGUACACGGUUGCGUCGCCAGAAAAUCUAUAAUUUCAUUUUGUAAAAUAUCAAGAAUUCAGAUUAUUAAACCUGUAUUGCGAAGAAA
Molecule: messenger RNA, 2416 nt
Organism: Helicoverpa zea (corn earworm)
Lineage: Eukaryota; Metazoa; Arthropoda; Insecta; Lepidoptera; Noctuidae
Exons: 1
Coding region: 634-2166 (510 amino acids)
Biological process (GO): DNA integration
Molecular function (GO): nucleic acid binding
Source: RefSeq, a predicted model, not a curated record